This is a messenger RNA of Heterocephalus glaber (naked mole-rat), 2136 nucleotides long. It is a transcript of the gene Tp53, whose product is annotated as tumor protein p53. Gene Ontology annotation, molecular function: protein binding; DNA-binding transcription factor activity, RNA polymerase II-specific; RNA polymerase II cis-regulatory region sequence-specific DNA binding. Gene Ontology annotation, cellular component: nucleus. Gene Ontology annotation, biological process: regulation of transcription by RNA polymerase II; protein tetramerization; apoptotic process. Lineage: Eukaryota; Metazoa; Chordata; Mammalia; Rodentia; Bathyergidae. The record is from RefSeq and is marked provisional.
CUCAGACUGGCGCUAAAAGUUUUGAGCUGCUCUAAAGUCCAGAGCCACCAUCCUCACGGCUGGUGGCUGCUGGGCUCUGGGGGUACCAGGCGUCCGGGCUCGGAGCGUGCCUCCCAGGACCGUGACACGCUCCCCUGAGAACUGGCAGCCUUCUUAGCUGCUGCCAUGGAAGAGCCACAGUCGGAUCUCAGCAUCGAGCCUCCACUGAGUCAGGAGACAUUUUCAGACUUAUGGAAACUACUUCCUGAAAACAACGUUCUGUCCAGCUCACUGUCCUCUCCCAUGGAUGAUCUGCUGCUGUCCCCAGAAGAUGUUGUAAACUGGCUGGGAGGAAACCCAGAUGAAGAUGUCCAAGUGUCAGCAGCUCCUGUACCAGAGCCCCCAACACCAGUGGCCCCUGCCCCGGCAGCUCCCGCACCAGCCACUUCCUGGCCUCUGUCAUCCUCCGUCCCUUCCCAUAAGACCUACCAAGGCAACUAUGGUUUCCAUCUGGGCUUCCUUCAGUCUGGGACGGCCAAAUCUGUCACAUGCACGUACUCCCCUGUUCUCAACAAGUUAUUCUGCCAACUGGCAAAGACCUGCCCUGUGCAAGUGUGGGUCGAAUCACCACCCCCACCUGGCACCCGAGUCCGUGCCAUGGCCAUCUACAAGAAGUCACAGCACAUGACAGAAGUUGUGAGGCGCUGCCCCCACCAUGAGCGCUGCUCCGAUAGUGAUGGCCUGGCCCCUCCUCAGCAUCUUAUCCGGGUGGAAGGAAAUCUGCGUGCAGAAUAUUUGGAUGACAGAACCACUUUUCGCCAUAGCGUGGUGGUACCCUAUGAUCUGCCUGAGGUUGGCUCUGACUGUACCACCAUCCACUACAACUAUAUGUGCAACAGUUCUUGCAUGGGGGGCAUGAACCGUAGGCCCAUCCUCACCAUUAUCACACUGGAAGACUCCAGUGGGAACCUGCUGGGGCGGAACAGCUUUGAGGUGCGUGUUUGUGCCUGUCCUGGGAGAGACCGGCGCACAGAGGAAGAAAAUUUCCACAAGAAAGGGGGGUCAUGCCCAGAGCCAACACCAGGAAGCAUUAAGCGAGCACUGCCCACUGGCACCAACUCUUCUCCUCAGCCAAAGAAGAAACCACUGGAUGGGGAAUAUUUCACCCUUAAGAUCCGUGGGCGUGAACGCUUUGAGAUGUUCCGAGAGCUAAAUGAGGCCUUGGAACUCAAGGAUGCCCAAACUGAGAAGGAGCCAGGGGAGAGCAGGCCUCACUCAAGCUACCUGAAGUCUAAGAAGGGGCAGUCUACCUCCUGUCAUAAAAAACUAAUGUUCAAGAAAGAAGGACCUGAUUCAGACUGACAUCUUCUGCCUCUUGUCCCCCAUCAAUGACAUAGCCCGACCCCCACCCCAUUCCUUCCCUGAUAUUUGGAACUCUGGGGCUAGAAUCCCUUCCUGGUGUAGGUGUGCCUCAGAAAUGCCCAGGAGUUCUGCCAUUUGCCUUGCCUGGAUGCCUCUCAAGAAGUUGGCCUGUACUGGUGUUUCGGGAAGGCUGGUGGGAGCUAGGAUGUACCAGCUGAGGUUUUAACUGAGGAGAGUUGGGAGAGGGAAGAAAAUGUUCUUACAUAUACAAUCAGAGUUUACAACCAGCCAUAUGCCUGGCUGGAAGCCGAGUUCAACUGAGCUAAUCAGGGAAGCUAUGGCAGGUCAUUUAAUUUCUCCUAACUUGAAUACCCAUAUCUAUGAAAUGCUAAUCAUCAUAGCUACCUCCCAAGAUUUGUUGUGAGGGCUGAUAAAAAAAUAUGUCUGACCAUAAUGUAAUAAUCUUAUUACAUGGGGGCUGGGUCCAUAGUUUCCAAGGUUAGGCUGCUGGUUACGGGGAAGGGACUGCUGAGGCUCUGCUGGCCCUGCCAAAUACUCUCCAACCUCUUGCUGAACCUUGGCACCUGAAAGGAAAUCUCACCCUAUCUCACACCCUGGAGGAUUCCAUCUCUAGCUUCCAGAGGCUCUGUAUCUACCAUUUUACUUCCCCUACAUGCUCAGGGUCAAUGUUUUUUGUACUCUGCAAGGCACAUCUAUACUUGUCACCCUCACUCUUCCCUUUUUAUAUUCCCUUUUUAUAUCAGUUUCUUAUUUUACAAUAAAACUUUGCUUUCA